Molecule: messenger RNA, 1784 nt
Organism: Harmonia axyridis
Lineage: Eukaryota; Metazoa; Arthropoda; Insecta; Coleoptera; Coccinellidae
Gene: Snx1
Product: sorting nexin-2
Exons: 9
Coding region: 60-1484 (474 amino acids)
Biological process (GO): early endosome to Golgi transport
Cellular component (GO): endosome membrane; endosome
Molecular function (GO): phosphatidylinositol binding
Source: RefSeq, a predicted model, not a curated record
AGAAAUCAAAACAGAAACGUAGUAGAGUUUUGGCAAAUGUAAUUUAAACAACAAAAAAUAUGGAGUCCUCUAAUCUAGAAUCGCCCCCUUUGUUUGAAACUGUAGAAAUUAAUAAUGGAAGUGAAAGUAAACUCGAAGAUGAACUCUUCAUUUCAGCCCAACAGAAUAUCUCCACCCAUUAUGGACAAUCAUCAGUUACUAAUAAUAUUUCUGAGGAUAUCUCUAAAUUAAAUUUGGAUGAUGAUAAAACUUUGGAAACCAUUCCUAUAAACUCUGAUGCAGCAGGAGUGGAUUCGUUAGAAAGGGCAGAAGCAGAAAGUGGAAAUCAGUUCAUUGAAAUUACAAUAACGGAGCCUCAAAAAAUCGGGGAUGGAAUGAGUGCCUACAUGGCAUACAGAGUUACAACUAAGACCAAUAUGCAAAUAUUCAAAGCCAAAGAACUCUCUGUACUACGUAGAUUCAGUGAUUUCCUAGGACUUCAUGAUAAAUUAACCGAAAAGUAUUUGAAAAUUGGUAGGAUAAUCCCACCAGCACCAGAGAAAAAUGUAUUAGGUAUGACAAAAAUUAAAAUGUCCAAUCAAGUGGAAAACGGAACUGGGAAUGGAAAUGAUUUUGUAGAGAGAAGGAGAGCUGCUCUUGAGAGAUAUUUGAACAGGACAGCUCAACACCCAGUAUUAGUUGUAGAUCCAGACUUCAGAGAAUUUCUGGAAUGUGAUGUAGAAUUACCAAAGGCGACCAACACAUCUGCACUAAGUGGUGCUGGUGUAAUGAGGUUAUUUAAUAAAGUUGGGGAAACUAUGAACAAGAUCACUUAUAAGAUGGAUGAAACAGACCCAUGGUUUGAAGAUAAACUGAUACAUAUAGAAACUUUAGAAACUCAGUUGCGGAAACUCCAUACAAAUGUUGAAAAUAUGGUUAUAUAUAGACGUGAGCUUGCAAACUUAACCAAUGGUGUUUCACGAUCUGCUGCAAUGCUGAGUGCUUGUGAAGACCAUAAUUCUUUAUCUAAGGCUCUAUCCCAUCUAGCUGAUACUGAAGAAAAGGUAGAAGCUCUGCAUUUAGAACAAGCAAAUACAGAUUUUUUCAUCCUCUGCGAACUGCUAAAGGAUUAUUUGGGAUUAUUAUCUGCUGUAAGAGAUGCUUUCCAUGAAAGGACCAAAUUAUUUCAACAUUGGCAUCAUGCACAGCAGAUGCUGGCCAAAAAACGUGAAGCAAAGACUAAAUUCGAACUUGCCUGUAGAUCAGACAAAUACGAACUAGCAUCCAAUGAAGUAUUGGAGUGGGAAGCAAAAGUUGAAAGAGGUCAAGAGAAUUUCGAUAAAAUUUCCAAGAUGAUAAAAAUGGAAAUGGAAAGGUUUGAGAAAAGUCGUAUCAGAGAUUUUAAGGCCAUGUUUAUAAAAUAUUUGGAAAAUCAUAUAGAACAUCAGGCACAGUUGGUAAAAUAUUGGGAGAACUUCCUUCCUGCUGCAGAAUCUAUAGCCUGACCAGAUGACAUUUCUGAGGAAUAAUAAUUAUAAAAACAUUCCUUGGAAGGACAGAGCAUUAUGUUUACAAUUUUGUUCUUGAAAUACCUUAUAAUUAUUUUCGAGUGAUUUCGUAAUUAGCUUUUUUUUGUCCAGGAUUGUACAUUGCAUUAUAUGUAACAUAAAAUAUCUAUGUAAUUUCUUAUUAUAGGUAAUUAUUGCAGAUAACUUGUGAAAUCUCGAAUUUUUGCAAAAUGUAUACAGUAUAAAUCAUAUAUCAUAUCGUAUAAAUAUAUAUAUAUAAUUGUAAUUUUAUUGGAA